GAGGUCGUCGUGAGAUACCUCGAUGUCUUGAUGUCAGGUACGUCGCUGUGGGGCAUGCACGGGCCAAUAGGCCACACGUGACGGCGGAUUUGGAGGAGUCAGAAACCGGCCUCCGUGGCAGCGGCACACGAAUUCCUUGAACUUUGGAUAACGCCCAAAGAGUUGACAGUUGACUGGUUCGAAUUCUUCACACUCCAUGUCGCCUUCACACUCUCGACCUGCCACGUCUCCCACAGAAGUCUGAGACUAAUUUCUCUUUUACACGGAUAAUACGGCGCCAGUUCCCACCAUGUCAAGCGGCGACGCCCUUCCUACGAGGUCCGCGGACGCUGAGAAACAGAAACCAAUCCACGGUAUCUGUCUCGAUGCCGGUCCAUUGAUCAAGAAUGACCCCCCCGUCAGCACUCUGCUUUCGCAAGCCCACCAGCUAUACACCCUUUCCUCCAUACUGGAAGAGAUCCGCGACACCGCCACACGCACCCGUGUUGAAACGCAACUCCUCCCCUUCGUAACCCUGCGGAAUCCACGACCAGCGAGCAUCAAGUUCGUGACGGAUUUUGCGCGGCGGACGGGCGACCUGGAAGUCAUGAGCAGACCUGACGUGCACCUCCUUGCACUGACCUAUGAGCUGGAGCUGGAGCAAAACGGGGGAGACUGGAGAUUACGGAAGAUGCCUGGUCAGAGGGGAAUCAAUGGUCAGACGCCUUCUACGGAGCAGCAGCAAACGGGAACCGAAGAGCAAACACAGACAGAUGCGGAAGCGGAAUCAUCUGGACCCGUCGAGGCACCGCCGCCUGUUGACAGCGACAAGAAAGACGGAGAUCAAAACGCGGGCGGGGACGCGGACAGCACGCGGAUGAGCGAGGGCAUGUCACAGCUAAACCUGGACAGCACCACCAUUGAACAGGCAGCCCAAGAAUCGCAAGAACCCCCCGCAACAGCAGACGAAGGGAGCGAAGGCUCAGACUCCGACUCGGACGAUGGCUGGAUCACGCCGUCCAAUCUCAAGAAGCACCAAGCCAAGGACAACAAGGAGGUGAUCCCCACCGCGGCCGACCAGCCGCUGAAAGUGGCCCUCCUCACCUCCGACUACGCCAUGCAGAACGUCGCGCUGCGGAUCGGCCUCAACCUCCUGUCCCCCUCCAUGUCGCGCAUCACGCAGGUCAAGAACUGGGUCCUCCGGUGCCACGGGUGCUUCCAGGUGUGCAAGAAGAUGGACAGCCAGUUCUGCCCCAAGUGCGGCCAGCCCACGCUCACGCGGGUGUCGUGCACGACGGCGGACGACGGCUCGUUCCGGAUCCACCUGAAGCGGAACUUCCAGUGGAACAACCGCGGGAACGUGUACAGCAUACCCAAACCCGUCACCGGCACGGCGAGCGGCAAGCUGCCUUACAAAGGCGCCGGCGGGAAGAACGGCUGGGGCACCAAGUUGAUCUUGGCGGAGGACCAGAAGGAGUACGAGAGGGCGCAGGGCGAGAAGCGGCGGCAGCGGCAGAAGGACCUCAUGGAUGAGGAUUACCUACCCAAUAUCCUCACCGGGGAGAGGUCAAGCGGGAAUGGGAAAAUACGGCUGGGGCCUGGAAGGGCAGUAAACGGACGGAAGGGGAGAGGUUGAUGUGCGGAGACUCGAUAGAAAUGAAUGCAGUAUUUCUCAUUUUUCCAUGCCAAGGUAUAUUUCGU
This is a messenger RNA of Sodiomyces alkalinus F11, 1680 nucleotides long. RefSeq lists its product as hypothetical. Bases 290 to 1615 code for a protein of 441 amino acids. The record is from RefSeq and is a predicted model, not a curated record. Gene Ontology annotation, molecular function: RNA endonuclease activity. Gene Ontology annotation, biological process: ribosomal small subunit biogenesis; maturation of SSU-rRNA. Gene Ontology annotation, cellular component: preribosome, small subunit precursor. The transcript has a single exon. NCBI's taxonomy places the organism in Eukaryota, Fungi, Ascomycota, Sordariomycetes, Glomerellales, Plectosphaerellaceae.